ACAAGCGUUCAAAGACACCAGAGGGGUCGAAGUUGAAAACGAAAAAAAAGCCCACAAAAAGUAACUGCCAGGUUAUACUCGAACUAAUGUGCUUAUUAGCAUAGUAAAACUAGCAUACCGAACGUUAGCAUAACGCCAACGCACUAUGCUUCAGGCAGAAGCUGGAGAACCGCUUACCUGGAAAGUGGCAACUCAACCGGAACUCUAAAUGAUGGCGUCCCACAAAGGGAGCAGUCAUGAUAAUUACAAGCACGCGAGAAAGGAGCGAAAGGAGCAGCUGGGCCCUGCACACCACUACGUGAUCAAUAUGCUGGCCCUCAGGCUGAACUUGGCACCGUCAGUCGUGGAACAAUUCAUUCUGGACUUCUCGCUGGGUCCUUUUGACGGUUUCUUUGCCAUGAAUGGAAGUGCUACCCUUUCCUUUGUGUACCAAGAGGACAAACAUCCUGGGAUGGAGUGUGGUCGUGCAAUUCCCGGGCCCCAGAGAGCACUGCGUCUCGCUCACGGCAAUUUAUCAGAGAGGGCCCUCACGGGCAUCUAUUGUGCCUUCACGCGUAUCCGAGUGAAUGUUGCUGUGACUCCAGACAACAUACAUCAGGAGACCUUUUUUUCCAUGUUUGAUGCCCGUGAUGGCUUCCCUAAAGCCAUCAAGAACAGCUUCAACAACCUGCUCCCCAGUUUCCAAGCGCUGCUGAAACUUGACAAGUCUAAGCACAGAGCCAAGAUUAAGCCAGACUUUGAGCACAUCUUCAAGCAUAGUGUGAUGGGCUUAGAUGUAAUCCAGAUGAGCUAUCAGAGUGUUAAACUGACUGAAGCCAAGAGCGUUGACUUCAAUAAAAUAGCGUCCUUUGAAGAUAUGACGUUAGCAGCUGCAAACCCUGAGAUGGUAAAACAGCUGGAGGACAUUCUAAGACAGUGGCAUACUCAAAUUGACCGGGUCCUGCUGGAGACUCAAGCACUGAAGACAGGUCUCGUGUCGGAGGGGCCGCUGAGCGAGCUAGAUUAUUGGAGGCAGGCGUUCUUGAAGUUCAACUUCAUCCUCAGUCACAUCAACGGUGCAAAGUGCAAGGCGGUCAUAACCGUGCUCAGACUCAAUCGUUCCAAAGCACUGCAGAUGUGGCCCCUGCUGGAAGCUAGGGUGACAGACAACUACAACGAGGCCAAGGACAAUAUCAAGUUCCUGGGCACGCUGGAGAAAGUAUGCCAGGCUCUUUACACCAGCGACCCGGCGACCAUCGUGAAAAGCGUGCAGAACAUCAUCAACGCGGUUCAGAUGAUCCACACGGUGUCCCGUUACUACCAUACCAGUGAAAAGAUAUCAGCCAUCUUCAUUAAAGUCACAAAUCAGAUGAUCAUAGCAUGCAGGUGCUACAUUUCCAACAACGGCACACCAAUAUGGGACCAGGAUGGUAAAGAUGUUGUGAUGAAAAUACAGGAGUGCCUUGGUUUGUAUCAGGAGUAUGAGUCUUGCUUGGAAAAAACACAGGAAAAAGCAAAGGAGAUGCCUGGACAGAGGCCCUUUGGGUUCUCGGAGAUGCAUGUGUUGAGGAAGUUUGAGGUCUUCUGCAAUCGCCUCGAACAUAUCACCAAAAUAAUGUCAGUGUUCAAGACGUUCGAGUGCCUGGCAAAGUCCAACAUUGAGGGCAUCGAGACUCUGGCCGGUCAGUUCCGCAAAGUCUCCACUGACCUGAAGAACAAGCAGGCGGACAUAUUUGCAUCGAGGACGGUGGCGUUUCAAGCCGACUUUGACACAUUUAUGUCUCACAUAAGUAACCUGGAGGAGCAACUAAAGGGUUUCAUGAACUCAAGCUUUGUCAAGUUCGACUCAUCCCAGCAAGCUCUCGGCGUGAUACAGCGUUUUCAGAAACUAAACAUUCCCUGUCUAAAGGCGGAAAUGCCCAUUGCGUUGGGUUCUAUUCUCCAGCUCUACGUCUCAGAAGUAGAGGCUGUGUCGAAGCUCUUUGAGAAGCAAAACGAGGACCCGCCCUUGGGUCGAAACAUGCCGCCUGUCUCUGGGAGGCUUCGCUGGGCCCGACAUCUCUAUAAGAAAAUACACGAGCCCAUAUCGUACAUACGUGAAAACUCUGACAUCCUGACCACCCCCGAGGGACGCACUGUGGUCAAAAUGUACAAUCAGACCACGGCCUUGUUGCAACACUUCGAGGCGGACCACCACAAAGCGUGGACAGCCGAAGUGUCAAAACUGGAUUUUGCCUUGAAUACAACACUCUUGAUUCGCUGCACUGUGACGGGAAAGUACUUGGUCAACUUUGAUCCCAAAAUAAGCAAAGCCAUUCAGGAGGCCAGUAAUUUGGUGAAGAUGGGCCUGGACGUUCCCAAGCAGGCAUUGCAUUUCCUCAAGAUAGAGGGCCAGUUGAAGACCUAUCACCAUCGCCUUCACACCAUUUUGAUAGCCUACAAAGAAACUUGUGACAGCAUACCAGGGGACUUUACCAACCUGAUGACAUCAAAGACCAACCAAAUGGAGUCCCUGCUUCGCUAUGGUUCAGUGAUGGUCACAUGGUCAUCCCUGCUCCUGGACAAGUACCUCAUAAAUAUUGACAAUGCCUUGUCUGAGCUUAAGCUAAUCUUGAGUAAGGUGAAAGACAUCUGUAAGUUUCACAUUGACGACUACGUUCAAGAGCUCUCAGAGAAUGUUCUCAUUGAGCUGCCUGAAGAUCGAGCCUCUGCAAUUCAGCCCCUCAUUGAGGUCAAUGAGAGUCUGUGCAAGAAUGGGGUCAAGACACUAGAGUUUAAGUGCUUACACGUGAAGGAAGCGGUGAACGAGUUGGGCAAAAUGUUUAACGCCAUUUACAAGUCAAAGCAAACCAAGACGGUCCCGGACGGAAUCGGCUCUGCAAAGAAGGAGACCCAGAGGACCUCCGAUGCACCUGAGGCACCGACAUCAGAGAGCCAAGAUAAAUACAAAGCGACACGGUUUGAAAAGGACUUCACAAAGCAAUACGACUCCUUCGGCGCUAGGAUUUUGGAUGCAUUGGUGGAAAGGACCAAGUUAUCCCUGAAGAUCUUGGAGAAGAGAAUUUGUGGCAAUGACUCUUUCCAGAAGAGGGCUGACUCUGGCUGUGUCCCAAUGAUGAAAUCUGAAGUGCAUCUGGAUGCACCCAAUGUGGUGAUGGUCCCCACUGUAGACAAGAUUCAUCAAGCCAUACUUGAAAUCAUUGAAUUGAUCUUGGAUGUGAACAAGGGGAUUCAAUGCUGGGAGGUUGAGUACAGACAUGAUCGCCCCGCUACUGAUGGUCGACAGAAGUUAAACUUCUACAGUCGCGUUAUUCAGCACGAGGAUAUCAAAGCGGUCAUUUUCAUCUUGAAGUCGGCCCUGAAGUUGCAGAGGGACAAUGCCGCCAGCGUUCUGGAGCGCUUCAAGAAGUUCAAGGAGCUGUGGAGCGAGGAUAAGGAGCGUGUCAUCAAGGCCUUCAUGGACAGCAAGCCGACCUUGAUGGAGAUCAAAAGUAAACUGCAGCACUACGAUGUGUUUCAAAGCCAAAUUGAGGAAAUCCAGAACGUCAUCGUUGUUGGGAUGAUUGAACUGUCAACGGAUCACUUAAAGGAGUCUCUCAGGAUUGAGGCUAAGGCCUGGAAGAGGCUCCUGUGCAAAUACCUGCGCAUCGAGUGCCGUAAGAACAUCAUCAACAUCAGCCUGCACACGCACAGGAGCUUCACGCAGCUGUCGCAUUCCGUCGAAAAUCUGGACGAUGUUCGCUGCGCCAUGAAGACACUGUCCAACCUGCGGGAUUCCGAAAUAAACACAGACAUAACGCUGAUUUCCACUCAAGAUGCCUAUGAAGUGCUGCUCCUUUACGAAGCUGAAAUGCCUGAGAAAGAAUCAGGAGAGGUGUACGGACUAGGCCGUUUCUUCACCAGGCUUCUGUCAAAGUCUAUAUCCGUUCAGGAUCAGCUUUUCUGCAUGCAGCCCAGCCUCAAGCAGGACCUGCUGGAGCACGUCAGCAUCUUUGAAAAAGAUGUCGACACUUUUAUAGACGACUAUGACAUUGCAGGCCCCAUGGUUGAAGGAAUAGAACCCAAAGAAGCCAGUUUAAGGCUCCAGAAAUUUCAGGCCAGGUUUUCUGAGCUGUGGCGAAACUUCACCACCUACAACUCCGGUGAACAGCUCCUCGGCCUGCCGGUCUCUGAUUAUGAAUGCCUUCAAAAUAAAAAGAAAGAGCUGGAUCUGCUACAGAAGCUCUACGGCCUGUACGACACUGUGAUGAAGACCAUCAAUGGUCACACCAAGCUCCUGUGGACACAAGUGGAUAUCGAUAAGAUCAAUAAUGAACUAAUGGACUUUCAGAACAGGUGCCGGCGGCUGCCCAAGGGCCUGAAGGAGUGGCAAGCCUUCAUGGACCUGAAGAAGACCAUCGACGACUUCAACGAGCUGUGUCCUCUGCUAGAAAUGAUGACCAACAAGUCGAUGAUCCGCAGGCACUGGGAUCAGAUUUCCAAUCUGACUGGUCACACGUUCGAGGUUGAGUCACCCACGUGCACGUUGGACAACAUCAUGGAGGCGCCACUGUUGAAGUACAAGGAUGACAUUGAGGACAUCUGCAUAUCCGCCGUGAAAGAGAGGGACAUCGAGGCCAAGUUGUCGGGCGUGAAAGCGGUGUGGCAUGAUAUGAACCUGACGCUGAUGGACUUCAAGGACAGGGGAGAGCUCAUGCUGCGAGGCAGCGAUACCACAGAGAUUCUCACUACUCUGGAGGACAGUCUGAUGGUGCUGGGAUCGCUGCUCAGCAACCGGUACUGCACGUUCUACAAAGCUGAGAUCCAGGACUGGGUCUCCAAGCUAUCUACGUCAACAGACGUCAUUGAGCAGUGGGUCAUCGUGCAAAACCUGUGGAUUUACUUGGAGGCCGUGUUCGUUGGAGGUGACAUUGCCAAAGACCUGCCUCAGGAAGCGGAGAGGUUUCAGCAAAUUGACUCAACGUGGAUCAACAUCAUGCAGCGAGCGCGGAACGUCCCAAAUGUGGUGGAGUGCUGUGUUGGGGAUCCAAUGUUAGGAGAGAUUCUACCAGAUCUUCAGAAACAACUGGACUUCUGUCAGAAGUCCCUCACAGGGUACCUCGAGAAAAAACGUCUCUUGUUCCCACGAUUCUUCUUCGUGUCUGAUCCCGCCCUCUUGGAAAUCCUCGGGCAAGCGAGCGAUUCUCACACAAUUCAGGCGCAUCUUCUUGGUGUGUUUGACAACGUAAAUGAAGUUGAGUUUGACGUCAAUGAGUACGACAGCAUUUUGGCUGUCUUGUCUCAAGAAUCCGAGAAACUGCCGCUGGACAAACCUAUCAUGGCUCAGGGUCCUGUAGAGCUCUGGCUGGGGAAGCUACUGAUGGAGCAGCAGUCGUCGCUGCACACGGUUAUCAAAGCGGCGGAUGACGUGAUCAACGACGAAGAUUUUGAGCUCAUAGGUUUCCUCGACAGGUUCCAAGCACAGGUGGGUCUCCUGGGAAUCCAAAUGCUCUGGACAAGGGACUCAGAGGAAGCCCUGGAAAAUGCAGAAUUCAGCAAGGAGGCGAUGAUCUUCACCAAAAAAAAAUUCCUGAACAUCCUCCGAUUGCUCAUCAAGCAGACCACCUACGACUUGACCAAAUUCGACAGAGUCAAGUAUGAGACCCUGGUCACCAUCCACGUGCACCAGUAUGACAUCUUUGAAGAGCUGGUGGCAAAAUCUGUCAAAUCUACCGGUGACUUUGAGUGGCUGAAACAAAGCAGGUUUUACUUCAAUGACAACGACAAGGUCAUCGUGUCCAUCACCAAUGUCGACUUUGUGUAUCAAAACGAGUUCCUCGGCUGCACCGACCGCCUGGUCAUCACCCCACUGACUGACAGGUGUUAUAUUACGCUGUCCCAGGCGCUGGGGAUGAGCAUGGGAGGAGCCCCUGCUGGGCCAGCUGGCACGGGAAAGACAGAGACCACGAAAGACAUGGGUCGGUGCCUGGGAAAAUAUGUGGUGGUUUUCAACUGCUCUGACCAAAUGGACUUCAGGGGACUUGGCAGGAUAUACAAAGGCCUUGCACAGUCAGGCUCGUGGGGCUGCUUUGACGAAUUCAACAGGAUUGACCUGCCGGUGUUGUCUGUGGCCGCUCAGCAAAUUUACAUCGUUCUGGUUGCUCGCAAGACGCACAAAAGCACUUUUGUCUUCACGGACGGUGACAUUGUGGACCUGAAUCCGGAGUUUGGACUUUUCAUCACUAUGAACCCCGGUUAUGCCGGUCGUCAGGAACUCCCUGAGAACUUGAAAGUGCAGUUCAGGACAGUCUCCAUGAUGGUGCCUGAUCGACAGAUCAUCAUGAGGGUCAAGCUGGCCAGUUGCGGAUUUAACGAGAAUGUCCUUCUAGCCCAGAAAUUCUUUGUGCUUUAUAAACUCUGUGAAGAGCAACUCACAAAACAGGUGCACUACGACUUUGGCCUGAGGAACAUCCUGUCCGUGCUGAGGACGCUGGGAGCCUGCAAGAGGGCGCGACCCGAUGACUCAGAGUCCAGCACUGUCAUGAGAGUGCUGCGUGACAUGAAUCUGUCUAAACUGGUGGAUGAGGACGAGCCUCUCUUUCUCAGUCUCAUCAAUGACUUGUUCCCUGGCAUCAAGCUAGACAACAGCACCUACAAUGAACUUCAGGCUGCAGUGAAGAAUCAAGUUGACCUCGCCGCUUUGGUUAACCACCCCAACUGGAACCUAAAACUAGUUCAGCUCUACGAGGCUUCCCUCGUGCGCCACGGCCUGAUGACGCUUGGGCCGAGCGGGGCGGGCAAGACGGCAGUCAUCAACAUCCUUAUGCGAGCGCUGACUGAGUGUGGAACACCGCACAGGGAGAUGCGCAUGAACCCUAAGGCUAUCACCGCGCCGCAAAUGUUCGGGCGUCUCGACGCUGCCACCAACGACUGGACAGAUGGCAUCUUCUCUACUCUAUGGAGGAGGACGCUUAAGGGCAAGAAAGGGGAGAUCAUAUGGAUCGUGCUGGACGGUCCUGUGGACGCCAUCUGGAUUGAGAACCUCAACUCCGUGCUGGAUGACAACAAAACCCUCACACUGGCAAACGGAGACCGUAUCACCAUGUCCCCAGCCUGCAAGCUGGUGUUCGAAGUGCACAACAUUGAGAAUGCCUCCCCGGCCACCGUAUCCCGUGUCGGGAUGGUCUUUAUGAGCUCCUCGGCUCUGAGCUGGGAACCCAUUCUCAAGGGAUGGACAAACAAGCGUAAUGCUGACGAAGCAGAGCAGAUCAUUUCUCUGUAUGGCAGGAUAUUUUGGGACGUUUAUUCAUUCAUGAGGCAGAGCCUCAAACCCAAAAUGCCAUUUUUGGAGUGUAACUACAUCAUGCAGUCUUGCAAUCUGCUGGAGGGCCUCAUCCCGACCAAGCAGAUGGGGGGUCUGGUCAACGACAAACACUUGGAGCGCCUCUUCAUCUUCGGCCUGAUGUGGAGUCUGGGCUCCCUUUUGGAGUUGGACGACCGAGACAAAAUGGAGGCUUUUUUCCGAGAUCACAGCAGCAACAUUGAUCUGCCUCACACGGAAGAAGGAGAGACUAUGUUUGAAUACAUGGUUGGGACAGAUGGUCAGUGGUGCCACUGGAACGAGCAUGUCGGGGAGUACGAGUAUCCGACUGAUCACGUGCCAGACUACGGUGCCAUCCUUGUGCCCAAUGUAGAUAACACCAGGACGGGUUUUUUACUGGAAACUAUUGCCUCGCAAUACAAGGCUGUCUUGCUGAUUGGUGAGCAAGGGACAGCCAAGACGGUGAUGAUUAAAAGCCACGCCAAGAAAUUUGACCCUGAGACAGACCUGUUCAAGUCACUCAACUUCUCCUCCGCCACAGAGCCCAUCAUGUUUCAGCGCACUGUGGAGAGCUACAUAGAGAAGAGAAUCGGCAGCACUUACGGACCGCCGGGCGGGCGCAGGAUGUCGGUCUUUGUUGAUGACAUCAAUAUGCCUCUUGUCAACGAAUGGGGAGAUCAGAUCACUAACGAGAUAGUCCGGCAAAUGAUGGAAAUGGGCGGCAUGUACAAUCUGGACAAACCGGGUGACUUCAUCACCAUCGUGGAUGUGCAAAUGCUGGCUGCCAUGAUUCACCCUGGCGGCGGGCGAAACGACAUCCCGCAGAGGCUCAAGAGGCAGUUUACCGUCUUCAACUGCACCCUGCCUUCCAAUACCUCCAUUGACAAGAUCUUCGGUGUGAUCGGCUGUGGCUAUUUCCACGAGUGCAGGAAGUUCAAGCCAGAGAUAACAACCAUGGUGAAGAAGCUUGUGUCAGCUGGGAGGAUUUUAUGGCAGUGGACCAAGAUAAAGAUGCUGCCCACGCCUUCCAAGUUCCACUAUAUCUUCAACUUACGAGACUUGUCCAGGAUCUGGCAAGGAAUGCUGAAGGUGGAGGCCGAGCAGUGCAACGACUUCAAAACCCUCAUAGCGCUCUUCAAGAGCGAAUGCACACGCGUCGUCGCUGACAGGUUCAUUUGCCCCGAGGACAAAGACUGGUUUGAGAACUCUAUAAACCGCGUGGUCAAAGAGCACGUCGACACCAGCCUCGUCACAUUGAUCCACAAGGAGCCGUACUUUGUCGACUUCCUGCGAGAAGCCCCUGAACCGACCGGCGAGGAGGAUGAAAACGCUUGCUUCGACGCACCCAAAAUUUACGAGCUCGUCCCCACAUUUACAUUCCUCGAGGAGAAGCUAAUGUUCUAUGAGAUGAAGCACAACGACGAAGUGAGGGGCUCGCACAUGGACUUGGUGUUCUUCACAGAUGCCAUGACUCACCUCGUUAAGAUCUCACGGAUCAUUUGCACAGACAUUGGCAACGCCCUGCUCGUGGGCGUGGGAGGAUCCGGAAAGCAGAGUUUGACUCGUCUGGCCUCAUACAUAGCCGGAUACGAAGUGAGCCAGAUCACACUGACCAAGUCUUACAAUAUAUCAAAUUUCAUGGAAGAUCUGAAAAAGUUGUACAAAUCAAGCGGGGCUGAAGGCCGCGGCAUCACGUUCCUUUUUACUGACAAUGAAAUAAAACAGGAGGCCUUUCUGGAGUACCUCAACAAUGUUCUCUCGUCUGGAGAGGUCUCCAACCUUUUUGCAAAGGACGAGAUCCAAGAGAUCACCCAAAAUCUGGUCCCGGUGAUGAAAAAGGAAUUUCCCCGUAUUCCGCCCACUUUCGACAACCUCUACGACUACUUCAUAUCGCGGGCGCGAAAGAAUCUGCACGUCGUCUUGUGCUUCUCGCCGGUGGGACCAAAGUUUCGCUCCAGGUCUCUGAAGUUCCCAGGCUUGAUAUCUGGCUGCACAAUGGACUGGUUCGCCCCGUGGCCCGAGGAUGCGCUAGUGGCGGUGGCUCAACACUUCCUGUCAGAAUUUCCUGUGGUUUGCUCUCCAGAGGUUAAAGCCUCCAUGGUGACCACCAUGGGCGUGUACCACCGCAAAGUGUCUGAGACGUGCGAAAGCUACUUCGAACGAUUCAGGAGGAGAACUCAUGUCACCCCGAAAUCGUACCUCUCUUUCAUCAGUGGCUACAAGACACUCUACCAUCAAAACCACGAGCAUAUUAACACGCUCGCCGAGCGCAUGAAUGUCGGGUUGAACAAACUGAUGGAGGCUAGCGUGUCUGUGGCAAAGCUCUCCAAAGAGCUAGAAGUCAGUGAGAAAGAGUUGGUUGUGGCCUCUGCCAAAGCUGACAAGGUAUUAGCUGAGGUGAUGAUCCGAACUGAGGCGGCCACUAUAAUCAAGAACGAGGUCCAGAUUGUGAGCGAUAAAGCCCAGAUGAUUGUCAACGAAAUCACGGAGGAGAGGGCCUAUGCCGAGGAAAAACUAGAGGCGGCCAAGCCUGCAUUGCAAGAGGCCGAAAAUGCACUGAAUACCAUUAAGCCUGCUGAUAUCGCCACUGUGAGGAAACUGGCCAAGCCUCCACAUCUGAUCAUGAGGAUCAUGGACUGCUGCCUGUUGUUGUUCCAAAGAAAGGUGGAGACCGUUAUCGUGGAUCCCAAUUUGGGGACCUGUAUCAAACCGUCGUGGACGGAUGCGCUCAGGCUGAUGGGCAGCACGGGCUUCUUGACGUCGCUGCAGCAGUUCUACAAGGACAAGAUCAACGAGGAGACCGUGGAGCUGUUGCAGCCCUACUUUGAUAUGGAGGACUACACCAUGGAAAACGCCAAGAAGGUAUGCGGCAGCGUGGCCGGGCUGCUCGCGUGGACCAGGGCUAUGGCCACCUUCUACGACAUCAACAAGGAAGUGCUGCCACUCAAGGCAAAUCUGGUAGUUCAACAAGUGCGCUACAAAAAGGCCAGCUCUGAGCAAAUGGCAGCUCAGGCCACGCUGGCCGAUAAGGAAGCCGAGCUCGGCCUGGUGCAGGCGAAGAGCGACGCCGCUAGCAAAGAGAAGCAGGAAUUGCUGGAUCGUUCCGAGAUGUGUAAGAACAAAAUGCAGGCCGCCUCAGACCUAAUCGGUGGACUGAGUAACGAGAAAGUUCGCUGGACUCAGCAAAGCAAAGAAUUUAAAUCGCAGAUCAAAAGACUGGUCGGCGAUGUCCUGCAGCUCACCGGUUUCCUGUCAUACUGUGGCCCCUUCAACCAGAAUUUCCGCGACAUGUUGCUGGACAUGUGGAAGAACGAGCUGGUGUCCAACCAAAUCCCCUUCACGGAAGACCUCAACCUGAUCGCCACGCUGGUGGACGCUCCUACUAUCAGCGAGUGGAAUCUUCAGGGGCUGCCCGGAGAUGACCUGUCGGUGCAGAAUGGCAUCAUCGUCACCAAAGCGUCAAGGUAUCCUCUCCUGGUCGAUCCCCAGACUCAGGGAAAGACUUGGAUCGCUGCAAAGGAAAAGGCCAAUAACCUGCAGCUGACGUCCCUCAACCACAAGUUCUUUCGUACGCAUUUAGAGGACUCCAUAUCCUUGGGCAGGCCGCUACUUAUCGAAGAUGUGGGCGAGGAGCUGGACCCCGCCCUUGACAACGUCCUGGAGAAAAACUUCUUCAAGUCUGGUUCCAACUUUAAGGUGAAAGUGGGAGACAAAGAUGUGGAUGUGUCCAACAAGUUCCGGCUCUACAUUACCACCAAACUGCCAAAUCCGUCGUACACUCCGGAGGUGAGCGCCAAGACGUCCAUCAUUGACUUCACUGUCAACAUGAAAGGCCUGGAGGACCAGCUGCUGGGCCGCGUCAUCCUUGCUGAAAAAAAGGAACUAGAGAACGAGAGACUGAAACUCAUUGAGGAUGUAACAUCCAACAAGAGGAAGAUGCAGGAGCUGGAGGACAACCUGCUGUACAAACUUAGCACCACUAAAGGCUCUUUGGUGGACGACGACUCUAUGAUUGGCAUCUUGAGCACGACCAAGCAAACGGCCGCCGAGGUGAGCAUCAAGCUGAGCGUCGCGGCCGAGGCGGAGGAGAAAAUCAAGGCGGCGCAGUCAGAGUACCGUGCAGUGGCGUGCCGAGGUAGCAUCCUUUACUUCCUCAUCACCGAGAUGAGCAUGGUCAACGUCAUGUACCAGACCUCCCUCAGUCAGUUCCUCAAAAUCUUCGACAUUUCACUGGCCAGGUCAGAGAAGUCUGCCAAAACGAGCAAACGAAUUGCCAACAUCAUCGAAUACUUGACGUUCGAAGUGUUCAGGUACACGGUGAGAGGGCUGUACGAAAAUCACAAGUUCAUCUUCACGAUGCUCAUGGCCCUCAAGAUCGACCUGCAGAAUGGCAGGAUACAGCACAGCCAAUUUCAGACUCUUAUCAAAGGUGGCGCUGCACUUGACCUGAAGGCGUGCCCCCCGAAACCCUUCAGCUGGGUCCUCGACAUUGUGUGGCUGAACCUAGUGGAACUCAGUAAACUGCCGCAGUUUUCGAACAUCCUCAAUCAGGUGGGUAAGGGUGGAAAGCAUUGGAAAGUGUGGGCCAAUGGCGAUGCCCCGGAGGAAGGUGUCAUCCCAGAUGGUUACAACAAUCUGGAGGUCUUCAGUAAACUCAUGCUAAUCAGGUCCUGGUGUCCGGACCGCACCUUGGCUCAGGCCAGGAAGUACGUGGGAGACUCCUUGGGCGUCAAGUUCGCCGAGCCCGUCCUACUGAACCUGUUGGGCACGUGGGAGGAGAGCGACAUCCGCACGCCGCUCAUCUGCUUCCUCUCCAUGGGCUCGGAUCCCACCAACCAAAUAGAAGCCCUCGCCAAGAAGCUCAAUAUUGGAUGUAAGUCGAUCUCCAUGGGGCAAGGGCAAGAGGUGCACGCAAGGAAGCUUGUCAGUACCUCAAUGGUGGAGGGAGGUUGGGUGCUCCUGCAGAACUGUCACUUGGGCCUGGAGUUCAUGGACGAAUUGUUGGAGACCGUCACAGUCACAGAGACCGUCCAUAAAACCUUCAGGGUGUGGGUCACCACUGAACCACACGACCUCUUCUCUAUCACACUCCUACAGACGGCUAUCAAGUUUACCAACGACCCGCCGCAGGGACUUCGCGCCAGCUUGAAGCGAACCUUCGUGAGCAUCUCGCAAAACCAGCUGGAAGUCAGCAACCUGCCGACAUGGAAGCCGCUGCUGUACGGCGUGGCCUUUUUGCACUCUGCCGUACAGGAACGGCGUAAAUUUGGCCCGCUGGGAUGGAACAUUCCGUAUGAGUUCAACUCUGCGGACUUCACAGCCAGCGUGGAGUUUGUGGAAAGACACCUGGAUGACUGCGGGCCCAGAAAGGAUGUCUCCUGGGUGACUCUGCGCUACAUGCUAGCUGAAGUGCAGUACGGAGGCAGGGUCACUGAUGACUAUGACAAGCGGCUGCUCAAAUGUUUUGCUCGGGUAUGGUUCAGUAAAAAAAUGUUGGACCCAUCCUUCUGCUUCUACACCGAGUACCAAAUCCCCAUAUGUAAAACCAUCGAGGAGUAUGUGGACUACAUUCAGGGCUUGCCUGCUGUGGACUCCACGCAAGCACUCGGGCUGCACCCCAACGCUGACAUCGUCUACCAGAGAAAUACCUCGGCUGAAGUGCUCGACACCAUCACCAACAUCCAGCCCAAGGAGAGCGGCGGUGGGUCGGGGGCCACCCGAGAGAGCAUCGUGUACGCCAUGGCUGAGGACAUGCUGGAGAAGCUGCCGCGUGACUACAUACCUCACGAGGUCAGAGCCAAUCUGAAGAAGAUGGGGCCUCUUAACCCCAUGAACAUCUUCUUGCGCCAGGAGGUGGACCGCAUGCAGAGGAUCAUCUCUGUGGUGCGCAGCACUCUGCUGGAUCUCAAGCUGGCCAUCGAGGGCACUAUCAUCAUGAGCGAGACCCUGCGUGACGCCCUGGACAACAUCUUUGACGCCCGUGUGCCCAACCUGUGGCGGAAGCUCUCGUGGGAGUCUACCACAAUCGGGUUCUGGUUCACUGAGCUCCUGGACAGGAACAGACAGUUUUACAGCUGGGUGUUUUCACGGCGGCCAAAAACCUUUUGGAUGACCGGUUUCUUCAACCCACAGGGUUUCCUCACUGCCAUGAGGCAAGAGGUAACCAGGGCAAACAAAGGCUGGGCUCUGGACUCGGUCACCCUGAAUAACAAAGUCCUGAAGAAGACCAAGGAGGAGAUCAAGGCCGAUCCAGACGAAGGGGUGUACGUUCACGGCCUGUUCCUGGAGGGCGCCGACUGGGACAAGAAGCACUCGGUCCUCUGCGAGUCGGCGCCCAAAGUGCUCUUUACGCCCUUGCCCGUCAUCCACAUGUUCGCCAUCAACUCCACCGCCCCCCCUGACCCCAAGUACUAUGUGUGCCCCAUUUAUAAGAAACCCAAGCGCACUGACCUUAAUUACAUCACUGCCGUGGUGCUCGGCACCACUCACCCACCCGACCACUGGAUCAUGCGGGGCGUCGCCCUCCUCUGUGACAUCAAAUGAGUACAUAGACAUCAGCGUUCAUUGUCUCACACUUUGUUGUCAGCUUCUUUUAUGAAAUAUAAUUCAUGUUCAGCCGACGUCUUUUGGGUUGCAAGAACACAGCUCACGCUUCUUUUUGGAUGUGUUUGUCACAGCACUUGACAUCUCAAAAUAGUCCCGAAAUGAAAUCUUCUUUUUCGGGUUUAAUAAACAAUUGAACAACAUUUUAGGGUCAUCCUUAAAUUUCACCCGAAAGUCCAAUAUCCUGAACUUGUUGUGAGUACUAUAUAUCAAAAAUAAAAUAAUACAUACUCAAAAAAUAAUAAUUUUUAAUUAUAUGCAUAUAAUCACUGUCGAAAAAUCUCCUGAUUUGUGAAUUAUAUACGUACAAAAACGGGACUGCAUUUCGGAUAGAAAUGAGUUGUAAAAUUGCAAAAUUGAGUGUCAUCAAAAGCAUGUAUUGCCACAAUUUGAAAAGUUCUAUUAAAAAAAUUUUCUUUUUGUGUUUUGUAUUUUUAAAAAAAUACACAAUUUGGGAAUACAUGCAUAUCGUGACUGUACCCCACACCACCCCAAAAAUUAUGUAUCUCCAAACAGUGUAUUUGUAUAUUUAAAAAAUAAUAAUUAUCUGUUUUGGGUUUAAUGAUUACAAAAUCACAACAUUUCAAGUCACCAAAAACAUGUAUCUCCACAAUUUGAAAAGUUCUAUUUAAAAUAACAACAGCAACACAUUUAAAUGUUAUUUUUUGUGUUUUGAAUUUAAUAAAUCUAUAUACAAAAUUUGGGAAUACAUGUAUACCAUGACUGUCCCCCCCAAAUAUUUAUAUAUAUCCAAAUAGUGUAUUUAUAUCCCCCCAGUCUUUUGGAUUUAUUGAUUGCAAAAAAAUCACAAAAUUUUGAGUCAACAAAAGCAUAUAUCGCCACUAUUUUUUAAAUUAUUAUUAUUUAGAAACAACAACAACAAACACUUUUUAAAAACUAUCAUUUUGUUUCAGAUGAAAAUGAAACAAAAUUGCUCACAAAAUUUUGGGAUAUGUGCAUAUAGUGACUGCCCCCCAUUUGGUUGCUAGUUGUAGUAUGCGAUGGUACUGAGAGCUGUUUUUAUUUUGGUUAUUGUGCCAUAAUAUAGUCCUUUCAGCCACA
Molecule: messenger RNA, 14944 nt
Organism: Phycodurus eques (leafy seadragon)
Lineage: Eukaryota; Metazoa; Chordata; Actinopteri; Syngnathiformes; Syngnathidae
Product: dynein axonemal heavy chain 8-like
Exons: 93
Coding region: 209-13822 (4537 amino acids)
Biological process (GO): microtubule-based movement
Cellular component (GO): dynein complex
Molecular function (GO): ATP binding; dynein intermediate chain binding; minus-end-directed microtubule motor activity
Source: RefSeq, a predicted model, not a curated record